GCAGAAAUUGGAGAUGAUGUUAGAUUGUUAGUUACGUGCUUAUCACAUUCACUAUUACUUAUAUAAGAGCAGAGAAAGAGCAUGGCUCUGAAAUUGUAACUAACCAACUUCGCUUCAAUCAUUGUUUCCUCUUCUUCACAAUGCUCAAGUUUUGUUCAAUCUUCUCCAAAUCGAAAUCGAAGAAUCUCUUUCUUCUUCGGAGUCGUACCAAAUCUACUUCAAGUUCUCAAUCUUCUCCAGCUGCAUACACCUUCUCCCGGCGCAUAUUUCCGUAUUCCAAGCACUCUUCGCUCCUCGCACCUGCCUCCAUUUCUAGGGUUCCGCCUUCUCGAAGCUUCGCCACCGAUUCAGAGGCCAGAGACUCUAUUGAAUACGAUGUCGUCGUCGUCGGAGCUGGACCUGCUGGCUUAUCGGCCGCCAUACGCCUCAAGCAGCUCUGCCACCAGAAAGGAGCUGAUUUAUCGGUGUGUGUGGUGGAGAAAGGUGCUGAAGUAGGUGCUCACAUUAUUUCCGGAAACGUAUUUGAACCUCGAGCGCUGGACGAGCUUCUCCCACAGUGGAAGCAGGAGGAGGCUCCAAUCAACACUCCUGUUUCUUCGGACAAGUUUUGGUUUCUCACCAAGAAUCGUGCUAUUUCUCUCCCGUCUCCUUUUCACAACAAAGGCAACUACGUAAUAAGUCUGAGUCAGUUAGUACGUUGGUUGGGAGCAAAAGCUGAAGAGUUAGGAGUGGAAAUAUACCCAGGCUUUGCUGCUAGUGAGAUAUUGUAUGAUACAAACAACAAAGUUAUCGGUAUUGGUACAAAUGAUAUGGGUAUUGCAAAAGAUGGUUCUAAGAAGGAGAAUUUUCAGCGUGGUGUUGAGGUCAAAGGUCGCAUAACACUUCUGGCUGAGGGAUGUCGAGGAUCACUCUCAGAGAAAAUAAUGGGAAGGUACAACCUGAGGGAGAAGGGAGGAGCAGAACAUCAGACAUAUGCUCUGGGAAUCAAAGAGGUUUGGGAAAUUGAUGAGAGAAAGCAUCAACCUGGUGCAGUACUCCACACAUUGGGAUGGCCCUUGGAUCAUAAAACAUAUGGAGGAUCUUUUCUGUAUCACAUGAAAGAUAAUCAGAUCUCUAUAGGCUUUGUUGUUGCUUUGAACUAUCAGAACCCUUUCAUGAAUCCUUAUGAGGAAUUCCAGAAAUUUAAGCAUCAUCCUGCAAUCAGACCAUAUUUGGAAGGCGGAACAGUUAUCCAGUAUGGAGCUCGCACUUUAAACGAAGGUGGAUUUCAGUCUAUCCCAUAUCCAGUUUUUCCUGGAGGAGCAAUUAUUGGAUGCUCAGCUGGCUUCUUAAAUGUGCCAAAGAUAAAGGGAACUCACACAGCCAUGAAAUCAGAACGAAGGUCUGGAUAUGGAUAUGUAUUGGAAAGCUCUGAGGAAUUCAUGGAUUUGGGACGAACUAUAUAAAGCUCGGAAUUAUCGACCAGCCUUUGAGAACGGGCUUAUUCCAGGAUUGGCCUUAAGUGGUCUGGAACAUUAUCUACUCCGGGGGAAGCACCCAUUUACUUUGAAGCAUGGUAAAGCCGAUCAUGAAGCUACAAAUGCUGCACAGUUGCAUUCUCCAAUUCAAUAUCCAAAGGCAGACGGGAUUUUGUCCUUUGAUGUUCCUACCUCCCUUCACAGGAGCAACACAAAUCAUGAGCACGAUCAACCUCCUCACCUUCGUUUGAGGGACCCAAAGAUUCCUGAAACUGUAAACUUACCGGUGUAUGCAGCCCCCGAGUCACGAUAUUGUCCUGCGCGAGUAUACGAGUAUGUCGCAGAUGAGCAUAAUCAGCUCAAAUUGCAGAUUAAUGCACAAAAUUGCUUACAUUGCAAGGCUUGUGAUAUUAAAGAUCCAAAGCAAAACAUAGAAUGGACAGUACCAGAAGGGGGUGGAGGCCCUGGAUACUCAGUCAUGUAGAUCUACACUACACAGUACACACCUUUAAUAAACUACUUUAGGCUGCUGGCAUGUUAGUCAUUGUGUAUCAUGUACACCGAAAGGAUAAUGUUACACGGAAUAAAAUAAUACUAAAUUUAAACCCAUGCGUUAUGCAGAAUUAACAUGAA
This is a messenger RNA of Arachis ipaensis, 2090 nucleotides long. Lineage: Eukaryota; Viridiplantae; Streptophyta; Magnoliopsida; Fabales; Fabaceae. The record is from RefSeq and is a predicted model, not a curated record.